CUUCUUCUUCUUCUCUUCACUUCGCUAAAAAAAAAUUCCCCCUUCAUUUUUUUAACCCUUCUUUUUCCACUUCACAAGAGUCUUGAUAGUGGUCGAUACGUAUUUUCUCAACCCUCUUUUCUUUGUUUCUAUUUUUCGUUUGUUUUGUUGUUUGUUUGUUGGUUUUCUCUACCCUCAUCAUUUUCACUCCUUAUUUCAAAAGAAAGAAGAACAAACGAGAGCUAACGAUAAGCAACAUACAGUACUACUUGGUCUUAUUCAUUCAUCCUUUAAUUUCCUCCCUUUUCACGUCCCAUCACCCAAAAAUCUUCCUUUCUUUCUCUAUAACACCCCCAAAAAAUUUACAUAUAUAUGUAACUGUUCCUAAAAAGAUUGUUAAAUUUAACAACCCAAUUUCACAAAUAACAAAAAUAUUAGCUCAAACUUGAAGAUUGAUCAUAAAAAUGGAUGUAAUAGGCGCUGGAUCAUCCGAACCCGGAAGUGGAGGUGGAGGUGGAGGUGGAGGUGAAGGAUCAUCCUCCCAACCAAACAGACCCGGAGGCGAUCACGCCCCCGGAUCAUCAAGUGGCGGCGGUGGUGGUGGUGGUGAUGGUGGUGGUAGUGGUGAUGGAUCUCAAACAGUUGCUGCAGCGACUGCAGCAGCAGUCGCUGCAGCAACAACAGGGGCGACCCCGAGCAGGUACGAGUCACAAAAAAGACGAGACUGGAAUACUUUUUUACAAUACCUAAGAAACCACAAACCCCCACUUUCACUGUCUAGGUGCAGCGGAGCCCAUGUGAUAGAAUUCCUCAAAUAUUUGGACCAAUUUGGUAAAACAAAAGUCCACAUCACUGGCUGCCCUUACUUUGGUCACCCUAACCCUCCUUCCCCUUGUGCUUGCCCACUAAAACAAGCUUGGGGUAGUCUUGACGCGCUCAUAGGCCGUCUUCGUGCUGCUUACGAAGAAAAUGGAGGUCGACCUGAAUCUAACCCAUUUGGAGCACGCGCUGUCAGAAUUUACCUCCGAGAGGUCAGAGAAAGCCAGGCCAAAGCUCGUGGGAUCCCUUAUGAGAAGAAGAAGCGAAAACGCGCUUCUUCUUCUUCUUUAACCUCCACUUCCACUGCCACCACCACCACUACAGCAGUCGCGAGUAGUGGUGGGACUAGAGAAGGUGGCAAUGGAAGUGGAGAUGAAGCAGGUGGAGUCACAGCUGCUGGUGUAGGUCCUCCUACAACUACUACCUAAUUUUUAUUUUUUUGAAUCAUUAUUAUUAAUUAUUUAUGAUUUGACUUAUUAUCAUGAGAUCAAUUAUUGUCCAAUGUUGGGGGUUAAAAAUUGUGAUUAUAUUAUGAGGAAGCUAAUUAAGCAUAUUAUUAAGUUCUAA
This is a messenger RNA of Beta vulgaris subsp. vulgaris (sugar beet), 1365 nucleotides long. Its product is annotated as protein LIGHT-DEPENDENT SHORT HYPOCOTYLS 5. NCBI's taxonomy places the organism in Eukaryota, Viridiplantae, Streptophyta, Magnoliopsida, Caryophyllales, Amaranthaceae. Bases 444 to 1226 code for a protein of 260 amino acids. Gene Ontology annotation, cellular component: nucleus. Gene Ontology annotation, biological process: mRNA transcription; response to light stimulus. The transcript has a single exon. The record is from RefSeq and is a predicted model, not a curated record.